AUGAAUACAUCAGAAUUUGGUGUUAAGAAUGCAAAUAGCCUCAAAUAUAGAGUUGUUAAUGAUCCGGUUUUAAUCCGAGCUGAGAUAUCUAGGGUAGAAACAGAUUGCAAUGAUCCAAUUGCUCGUAGCUUUCUUAAUACUGUUGUCCGUAAUGAGGAAGAGGCUUACAAACAUUAUUGUGCUUAUGCACAUUACGUUGGUUUUACUGUUAUAAAAAGAGAAUCUCAGCUAGCCACUACUGUGAAGUAUAGAAAAACGGAUACACGGACUGGCUGUCAAGCAAUAGUUUGCUAUGCUAUUGAUCUUGAUGGCAACUGGACCAUAAGGAAAUUUGUUGAAAGUCAUAACCACCCCUUGGCGGAAUCCGGUGACAAGCACCUUCUACGUUCCAGUUGGAAGAUUAGCGAGUUAAAUGCAAAUUUACUAAGAUCAAUGACAGGUUCUGGGAUUAGAGCAGCUGAUGCAUUCAAUUUUCUUGCUACAGAGGUUGGUGGUGUUGAAAACUUGGAAUGCACCAGACAAGAUUCAUACAACUUCAUUCAAAGGAAUAAAAGAAGCAGAAUUGAAUAG
Messenger RNA from Phalaenopsis equestris, 570 nucleotides. Its product is annotated as protein FAR1-RELATED SEQUENCE 5-like. The transcript is spliced from 3 exons. NCBI's taxonomy places the organism in Eukaryota, Viridiplantae, Streptophyta, Magnoliopsida, Asparagales, Orchidaceae. The record is from RefSeq and is a predicted model, not a curated record. Bases 1 to 570 code for a protein of 189 amino acids.